Molecule: messenger RNA, 1102 nt
Organism: Phymastichus coffea
Lineage: Eukaryota; Metazoa; Arthropoda; Insecta; Hymenoptera; Eulophidae
Gene: eIF6
Product: eukaryotic translation initiation factor 6
Exons: 7
Coding region: 243-980 (245 amino acids)
Biological process (GO): ribosomal subunit export from nucleus; maturation of LSU-rRNA; maturation of 5.8S rRNA
Cellular component (GO): cytosol; preribosome, large subunit precursor; nucleolus
Molecular function (GO): ribosomal large subunit binding
Source: RefSeq, a predicted model, not a curated record
UCUUUUAUUAGGCCUGGCAUUAUGAGAUUUCAUUAAACAGUUACAUGUUACAUUUAGGUGACACACAAAUUUCCUGCACAAAAUUAUUGUUUGUUCGACGAACUAUUUAAGGGUAUAAAUAGUUUUCUUAUUAAUAUUUGAAGCUGAUUUAUGACUCCUAUUGUUUUAAAGCGAAACAGCACGUGUAAUAUUUUGACCUUAACGAAGUGUGAUAUGAUAAUGUAAAUUAACCAUUUUUAAUAAUGGCUGUACGAGUUCAAUUUGAAAACAAUAACGAGAUCGGCGUAUUUUCUAAACUAACGAAUUCGUACUGUCUUGUUGCUAUUGGGGCAUCUGAAAAUUUUUACAGUGUCUUUGAAGCAGAAUUAACAGACACGGUGCCAGUUAUCCAUACUUCUAUUGCUGGUUGUCGUAUUAUUGGACGUUUAUGUGUGGGAAAUAAAAAUGGAUUACUGGUGCCAAAUACUGCAACAGAUACUGAGUUGCAGCAAAUUCGAAACUCACUCUCUGAUAAUAUCAAAGUUCACAGAGUUGAAGAAAGAUUAUCUGCUUUAGGUAAUAUCAUCGCCUGCAAUGACUAUGUGGCAUUAGUACAUCCUGAUUUAGAUAGGGAAACAGAAGAAAUACUCGCUGAUACACUGGAUGUGGAAGUGUUUAGACAAACAGUCGCUAGUAAUGUGUUGGUCGGAUCAUAUUCAGUUCUUUCUAAUCAAGGUGGUCUCGUACAUCCUAAAACAUCUGUACAGGAUCAAGAUGAGUUAUCUUCACUCUUGCAAAUACCUUUAGUUGCUGGUACUGUUAAUAGGGGUAGUGAUGUUAUCGCAGCAGGAAUGGUAGUCAAUGACUGGAUCUCUUUUUGCGGUAUGGACACUACAUCAACUGAACUAUCUGUAAUUGAAAACAUUUUUAAAUUGAACGAUAAUCAUUCAUCAACUAUUACUUCAAGAAUACGAGCGUCUCUCAUAGAAAGCAUGUCUUGACGAACUUCUGAACUUGAAGCUUAAUAUGAAUCCUGAAUAAAUCUUGAAAUACCAUAAUGGGACAACUGGAAUUGUCUUAUGUAAAUACUAAAAUAAAUUAAAAAAUUUUUUUAAUACUAAAA